AUGACAACAUCUUGGGAUCAAGCUAAAUUUGCAUUAAAACCUAAAACUAAGGGAUUCCAUUUAGUUACGGAUGAAAUUCUCAGUAACGUUCCUGAGAUAAGGGACUAUAAAAUAGGCCAAUUGAAUUUAUUCAUCCAACACACUAGUGCUGGUUUGACCAUCAACGAGAAUUAUGAUCCUGACGUGAGAACUGAUUUGAUUAAUAUUUUCGAUAGAAUUGUCCCGGACGAUGCCGAAUAUAUCCAUAUAUUAGAGGGACUUAAUGAUGCGAAAUCUCAUGGACAGGCUACGCUUACUGGCUUAAAUGUUACAGUUCCAAUAAGUAAUGGUAAAUUAGCAUUCGGAACGUGGCAAGGAAUUUACCUUGCUGAAUUCAGGGACAAUAAACCCUCGAGAAGAAUUGUAGCAACCAUCAAUGGAUUGAAGGAAAACUAG
This is a messenger RNA of Debaryomyces hansenii CBS767, 435 nucleotides long. RefSeq lists its product as uncharacterized. Bases 1 to 435 code for a protein of 144 amino acids. The transcript has a single exon. NCBI's taxonomy places the organism in Eukaryota, Fungi, Ascomycota, Pichiomycetes, Serinales, Debaryomycetaceae. The record is from RefSeq and is a predicted model, not a curated record.